Molecule: messenger RNA, 1173 nt
Organism: Microthlaspi erraticum
Lineage: Eukaryota; Viridiplantae; Streptophyta; Magnoliopsida; Brassicales; Brassicaceae
Source: the annotation of a GenBank genome assembly
AUGGCCGUUUUAAGCAUACCGUCCUUCGCGCCACGUUACGUCGGCCCGAAAAUGUCGCACCAAUCACCGAAACCCAGCGCAAACAUGUUCACCUCCGCCACAAAGCUACUCUGGGGACCAUCUCUACCUCCAGGACUACUAAUCUCCACCGCCCGAACAGCUUGGACCACCGUAUGGCAGCUCAUGAUGACCCAGCUCGCUCCAUCGGAUUCUUCCGGGUCAUACACCCGACCCAAUUCCAAAUUCCGCCUCGACCCGACCCAAUUCCCUUACGCAGCUUCAUCGGAGCUCCAUCUCUACGUUGGUCUUCCUUGUCCCUGGGCUCACCGAACCCUAAUCGUACGCGCUCUCAAGGGUUUAGACGACGCCGUCUCCGUCUCAAUCGCAUCGCCUGGUCAAGACGGAUCGUGGGAAUUCAAGGAUAACAAUAUCUCGGCAACGGAUAAGGAUAAACUUAUUCCGAGCUUGGAUAAGGCAAACCGGUGCCGGAAUUUGAAGGAAGUGUACAAAUCGAGAAACGGAGGUUACGACGGGAGGUGUACGGUUCCGAUGCUGUGGGAUUCAAGGAAGAAAGAAGUUAUCUGCAACGAAAGCUACGAUAUUAUCGAGUUCUUCAAUUCGGGUCUAAACGAAUUGGCACGAAACCCUAAUCUCGAUCUCUCGCCACCGGAAUUAAAAGGAAAGAUCCAAGAUUGGAAUCAGAUUGUGUACCCUAAAGUUAACAAUGGCGUUUACAGGUGUGGAUUUGCGCAGAGCCAAGAAGCGUAUGAUCAAGCAGUGAAUGAAAUCUUCAGUACUUUAGACGUAAUUGAAGAACACUUGAGUAGCAACAGAUACUUGUGUGGAGAAAGGUUAACAUUAGCUGAUGUAUGUCUAUUCACAACUCUGAUUCGUUUCGAUCCUGUUUACAACAUUCUGUUCAAAUGCACCAAGAAGAAGCUCGUCGAGUACACUAAUCUCUAUGGCUACUUGCGCGACAUUUACCAGAUUCCUGGUGUUGCGGCUACUUGUGAUCUUCCUGCUAUAAUGGAUGGUUACUACAAAACGCUGUUUCCGCUAAACGCAAGUGGAAUUCAACCGGCUAUUUCUUCAUCUGGCGAUCAAGAAUCUCUCUUGAGACCUCAUCACAGAGACUUCGUUGGCAAAGCCGUUGAAGCACAUAACGCGGUUUAA